Hemibagrus wyckioides is the source of this 7822-nucleotide messenger RNA. It is a transcript of the gene onecut1, whose product is annotated as one cut homeobox 1. The coding region runs from base 527 to 1927 and encodes 466 amino acids. The record is from RefSeq and is a predicted model, not a curated record. Gene Ontology annotation, biological process: regulation of transcription by RNA polymerase II. Gene Ontology annotation, molecular function: RNA polymerase II cis-regulatory region sequence-specific DNA binding; DNA-binding transcription factor activity, RNA polymerase II-specific. Gene Ontology annotation, cellular component: nucleus. The transcript has 3 exons. NCBI's taxonomy places the organism in Eukaryota, Metazoa, Chordata, Actinopteri, Siluriformes, Bagridae.
CGAAGAAAAGAAACACAAGAGGAGCAGCGGAGGCAGCAGCAGGCAUGGCCGGACACACGGAGAGCCCUCACACCGCCACGGCCCAGCACGCGCUGCCACAGAGACGGGGGCCUUAAAAUCACACCCUUUUUUAUUUGAUCUAUUCCUCUUCUUUUUAUCUGUCUUUUUUUUGCGAACCAAAGCGAUUGGAUAAAUUUAGAAAAAAAAAAUUUUUUGUAUUUUGUUGAUAUUUUUAAUCAUGCUGGAUGCUGGAGAUUUUUUUUUCUUUCUUAUCUUCUUUAAAAUGCCAAACCAAAGAGAACGGAAAAUAAAUUAAAAAUCACCGAAAGGGAGACUUUUUACUAUUUGAAAUAAAAAAAGUAGCCUCAUCAUUUAAAAUAAUAACAAUAAAAAUAAAAAUAAUAAAAUCCAGAGAAGGAGACUAUACGGGAUAAGGAAGCGAAGGAGGAGAAACUUUUAAGCACGUGAGGAACUUUUGACUCUUUGGCGAGCAGAUAGAUGAUUUGUCUACGAGCUCUCGCGCACGAUGAACGCGCAGCUGUCGAUGGAGAGCCUGGGCGAUCUGCACGGCGUGAGCCAUGAGUCGCCGGCAGUGGCGGCGGCAGCCCACGCGCGCUCCGCGGCGGGCAUGGCGUCAAUCCUAGAGAGCGGCGACUAUCCUCAUCCUGCUCAUCCGCACCAUCCUCAUCCUCAUCAUCCGCACGCUCAUCCACAUCCUCAUCAGCACCGCCCCCCGGAGCACGCAGGUCUCGCCGGCCACCUGCACGCGGCGAUGAGCGGCGCCAUGGCGUGCGAGGCGACCGCCGGUAUGGGCAUGAGCGGCACCUACACCACGCUCACACCGCUGCAGCCUUUACCUCCCAUCUCCACAGUGUCCGACAAGUUCCCUCAUCAUCCUCAUCCUCACGCUCAUCCUCACCAGAGGAUCGCGGGAAACGUCAGCGGGAGCUUCACGCUCAUGCGGGACGAGCGCGCGCUGGCCUCCGUCAACAACCUCUACGCGCCCUACCACAAGGACGUGGCAAGCAUGGGCGCCAUCCACGGCUCCCAGCAUGCACUGCCCCCACCUCCGCCGCCGCCUUACACCCACGAGAAGAUGCUCGCGCCCGCCGGAUUCGAAUCCCAUCACCCCUCCAUGCACGGGAGCAGCGUCACCUCGUCCACCUCGUCCUCGUCCUCAUCCUCGUCCUCCUCCCCGGCGACCGGCAUGAUGGUGCAAAUCAACGGCAUCCAUCACCACCACCACCACCACCAGCACCACCAUCACCCCCAUCACCCGCACGCGCACCUGAGCGCGCAGGGACACCACCACCACCACCACGCGCAGGGAGCUCUCGGAGCCGCGCGGGACCGGGAGCACGCCACGCCGGUGGAGGAGGUUAAUACCAAAGAGGUGGCGCAGAGGAUCACCACGGAGCUGAAGCGCUACAGCAUCCCGCAGGCCAUCUUCGCUCAGCGCGUGCUGUGCCGCUCGCAGGGAACGCUCUCCGACCUGCUGCGGAACCCCAAACCGUGGAGCAAGCUCAAGUCCGGCCGGGAGACCUUCCGCCGCAUGUGGAAGUGGCUGCAGGAGCCAGAGUUCCAGAGGAUGUCCGCGCUGCGCCUCGCAGCUGGACUUGUAGAAACACAGGAGCCGUCGUGCAAAAGGAAGGAGCAGGAACACGGGAAGAACGAGCGCGGAAGCGUCUCGAAGAAACCUCGGCUCGUUUUCACCGACGUCCAGCGUCGGACUUUACAUGCAAUAUUCAAAGAGAACAAGCGCCCGUCCAAAGAGUUACAAAUCACCAUCUCUCAGCAGCUGGGCCUGGAGCUGGCCACCGUCAGCAACUUCUUCAUGAACGCUCGCAGGCGGAGUCUCGAUAAGUGGCUGGACGAUGGAGGCUCCAACUCGGCCAACUCCUCCUCCAGCACUUGUACCAAAGUGUAACAGCUGCAGACUGACCCCAAAAACCCCUUCGGUGGAAAAGCUUUAACCUUAAAAAAACUAAGCCAGAGAACUUCUGGACAGUGUUUUUUUGCCCUUAAGACUUGUACAAUACUGAUAUUUAUAAUAUCCAAAGAAAAAACAACCAAACAACCAAAGACUUCUUCUCCUUCUUCUUCUUCUUCUUCAGCGAGUAUUUAAGACUUCAUUCGUUUAUGUCUGCAAGAAAGAAGUGUUACUGUCAAAUCAUACACAUCUGUCCCCAGCUUCCCACAACACCUCUUAUCUUCGCUCCUCGUGAUUGGUUGGACUCUUUCUCAUCACUGAUUGGAUGCUGACUCCGCCUUGGAGUUCUCGUAUUGUUUCGAUUGUUUUUUUUAUUUGUUUGUUUUUUAUUUUUGCGCAAUUUGAGGCGUGUGACAUCUCAUGAGUUUAAAGCACUGUGUCCAAACGGAGACGAGCACAGGUGUGAUGAUGAUGAUGUCACUCGUGUGCUUCGAGCCCCGCCCCCUUUUCACCCCCCCCCCAUUCCUGAGGGAAAAAAAACACUAAAACAAUUCUCCAGGGUUCGAGGAUAAAAAAAACAAAAAAACAAACAUGAAGCUGUAGCAUCUUCCCAUGGUUUUCCUCCUCGUAGUGCUUUCUUCCUAACUGUCAGGAAAACUAGGAUGCGUUCCGUUCAUUAUCUUUCAACCAUUUCAUCUUCACCUGCAGCAAUCAAUCAAUCAAUCAAGUACCUAACCAAAGAGGCGUGUGUUAAAGUGACCGCUCCAAAUUUCUACACUCUAAUCAAAAACAAUUCAUCAUCGUGCUUUAAAUCAUUCCCAUUUUUAUCCAAUCGCUCUCUACGCUUUGUGGCGUGAUACGUUCAGGGAAAAAGAAAAAACUUCACUAGCUUUAAAAUACUUUACUCAAUGUUUUGAUCAAAAAAUAAAGAAAUAAAUAAUCAAAAACGCCAGCAGCUAAACACCAAAGAUGGACUCUCAUCGGGCAGCUUCAGCACCCGUGUGGUGAAAACGUAAUCAGCCAAUCAGAAGCAUGUAAGCCCAAGAGGGACGCAACUCCACCCACGAGUAAUCACGCCGACACGCAGGGACUGACCGCUGACUGUACAGACACACCGGACUGACCAGUGCUCUCACUCGGCUCACGUCAGAUUCCACCGUUUCGAAAAUUUCACGGUCACACUGUUGACCUUUGUAUCACAUGGUACAGGAACGUUUAUAUCUUUAUUCAUUGGCAACAAACACGCAGUGAAACUCCGAGGCUUAAAGAUAGCUUUAUUUUAACAACAAUCUGGGGCUUAAAAAAAUGGUGUAUGGAAUAUGUCAUAUGUUUCAUUUCACAACGUCUUGUUAGACCAUAAAGUUUAAAAAAUAAUUUAAAAAAUAAUUGCUCUUUAAAGCUGCCUUUCUGCAGCUACUUUCACUUUGUGUCUGUGGAAUAGAAUCCAAGUGGGCGGAGCUUCAAAUCCCUUCAGCUAGAUUCGUCUGGUUAUUCAUGAUACUGUAAAAUUCUGGGGGGGGGUUCCUCUCCGCCUGCAUUUUCUUUAAUUAUGUCUCAGAUUGAUAUUGAUAUCAGGUUUACAGACGUAACGCUGAAUAAUCUGAAAGCAAAAAGCAAAAAAAAAGUUUGGCCCAUUUUUUUUUGGCCCCAGAGUCUGUGUGUGAUGUUACUCACAUGAUGUCCACUAGGGGGCAUCUGGGAGCUGAAACAUCCCCGGCUGGAAGAAUUCAUAUAAAAUGUCGACUUGUAGGAUUCUACCUCCUUCUAACAACAUACACACACACACACACGCACACACACACACAGUCCUGUAUCUGAAUCAAAUCUUCUAAGCCCUGGUUUGCGCUGAUGUUUAUGGAUUAGCAGAAUAACUCUAUGCAUUAUCCGGUUGGGGAGAAAGCACUACGAGCUUCAUCUUCCUCCUGGAGGAAGCAUUCGGUCCACUCCAGCAUUCACGAGAUUUCUGGCCUGGUUGUUACUGGUCACUUGUGGUGUGGUGUGGUUAGCUUUACCAAAAAAAAAAAAAGUUCUAUCUAUAUAUUGGGUAAUUAUUUAUGAGUAUUCCAUUUGCCGACUGGAAGAGCCGCUGCUUCCUGGUGUAGGAAAGACGAAAAUAUCUUUCAGACCUGCUUAUAUUUUUAGUGCGAACCAAAGAUGCUACCUCACUCAGUUUUCAUUAGUGAUUUCUAUCACGUUAAUGAUACCAAAGAAUACCAAAGAUCUUUCUUUUCUUUCUUUCUUUCUUUCUUUUUUCUUUUCCUCUCUUUUGCGCGGCCUUCAUUAAUGAUGUGGUGGAUAAAAUGGACGGUGUGAUGUUCGCCCAGCCUCCUCUCCUCUCCUAUCCUCUCCUAUCCUUUCCUUUCCCCGUCUCUCUCUCACUCUGUCUCUCUGUCUCUCUGUCUCUCUCUCUCUGUGUCUCUCUCUCUCCUUCACUCUGCGUGCUCUCUUUUUCAUCUGUGCUCGUGCGACUUUGAUUAAAAAACUCACAGGACGAGUGCCUUGCUUGAACCAAAGUGUUAAACCGUCGUUAACCUCUCUCUCUCUCUCUCUCUCUCUCUCUCGCUCUCUCCUUGUACUCUUAAAAUACCUCAGCCUCUAGAAAGGCCACUGAUGAAGAUGAAUAGAGUCUGUCUCUCUCUCUCUCUCUCUCUCUCUCUCUCUCUCUCACUGUGGUGCUUUUCACCAGUGCAGCCAUGCAACAAAAACAUACCUUCUCCCUUUCUCCAACUCUUUUGCUGAUGAACCAAAGCUCCUCCUCUUUCUCCUUAUUAAGCCCUUCCCUGACACUAAUCGACCACUAGCCCCGCCCCCUUUUUGCUGGUAGGCGUGUCCACCGCAUCGGGCCGUGUACGUGUUUUUACCAAAUGUCUCAGAAUACCUCAUUCUAAUAAAAGCUUACAGUUGUGUUGUAUAGAGAAUCUAAGUGUUUGAGGCAGAAACUCGAUUAUUUUGCGAAAUUUUUUCAUUCGUAAAAAAAAAUAUCUUUAUUUAUUUUUGACGUUCGGCUUUAAAAAAAAAAAAAAGUAAGUGCUGUGUUCUUUCGCUCACCGAGGGCAAGUUUCCAGAACUUGCGGGAAGGAAAAGAGAAACGUAUUUUUUGAUUAAAAGUUGUGUUAUGCUAUGUGCGAUUACGAUGACGAUGCUGAUGAUGAUGAUGAAGAUGAUGAUGAAGGCUAUUCUUUUUUACAGGGUAAAAAAAAAAAACCAACUGCUGUGACGCCAUGUUUAUAUGUGUUUAUAUAUUUUCCUCUUCUCUCGGUUGUGUGAUUUCGUUCCGUUUCACAUUUUUUGUACCGCUUCGAGUCUGUUUUAAUUUAAGUAUUUGUAGAAAAUAUAGAUUUGUACAUAGUAGGGGUUUUUGAGAUAAAAAAAAAGAAAACAAACAAAACAAAAGCAGAAAAAUACGAGGGGUUUGGUUUUAAGUUCUUCUGAAGGGAAGCGGAGGACGCGGCGCAGGCCUGCCGUCUGUGUGUCUCGGCUGGCACACGGUUCUGCAAUCAAAACACUGCCAGAAACACAUCUCCCUCAGACACACACACACACACACACACACACACACAUGUCCUGGGAUAUGCCACUGUUUUCAUUUGUCCUUUAUUCACGCUGCACACGAUGGAUUUUCCUUUAGAUCUCAGUCUAGUGAAAAAUCACUGGCAUUUUGUGUGUGUGUGUGUGUGUGUGUGUGUAUGGAAACAGUGGUGGAAACGUACAAUCCGAGGCACAUAGGGGGCGGAGCCUAGACAACAAAGCAAGGAGGAGCCGUGGAUUUGAUUGACAGUUUCAUCCAAUACACGCCUCACAUUAGAGCAGCAACACAAUUAGACUUAAAGUCUAAAAAAAGUCCAUUAAAGGUGCGGUUCGUAAGUUUUAGCGCCCUCUUCAGCCUGUGAGGUUGUGGUUGAGCGACUAUAAUGAACAAAUGAAAGAUCCUGUCAGUUUAUUGAACUUUAUGAACAUAUGCACACUGAGCUGCCCUUUAGAAAAAAAGCAGGAAGCACUUCUGUUUUUGUUGGGGGCGGAGCUUAUUUCAGGACCAGAAAAAAAAGUCUGUGGCUUUUUCAAAGAAACUAAUCAAAUCCAUACUGAUGCAUAGCCAUGUUAUGACUGAUUAUUAAUCACAGUGAGGCAUCUUUAAGAUUAUAAAAUGAUUACAACUGCAGAAAAAUGUCAGAAGUGGUUUAACAUUUCAGAAGGAUUAUAUCCCACAAUCCUCGGCAGCUCGGUUUAUUACCCCUGGGGUAUUAAAAUAUCCGUCAGAUUUCCACCAGAUGCCAUUGUCACAGUGCUGUGACUUCGCAAAUCAGGAACUGUAGUGGAUUUUGUAAACACAGAUUAUUUUGUUGUCUGUAGCUACACACAGAGUUUGUUUGCAACUUUUAAGCCCCGCCCCCUUUUCACCUGCCUGUAGUGAUACCCUUAAGCUCCGCCUCCUCAAAAAUAAAGUCAGAUAUUUCAGUCUAAAUUUUCUCAUUUUUGCGUCAUUUCUGUACCUAAACGUAGCGGGUAUGUGGACCGUAACGUCCGUGUAGCUACAACGUAACAGGAGGAAAUGGGUGGAGCUAAGAAAGUCACUUUCAAGAAAAAAUUUCACGAAUCAUCUGCCUGCAAAUUUACUUCAUAAGGAUUUGUUUUGAUUUUUCUUGAAACCGAGCCUUAAGGAAAAAGAAACAUUUUCUAAAACGAAUAUUCUCACUUAAAGCCAACAGAGUCAACGCCAUGCACAAUUACAAAUCAAGUGUAAACCCCGCCUCCAUGAGGUAACAUCAACCAAUCAGAAUCAAACACUACAGAAUUCCUUCAUCAUAGGAAUUGUGCUAUAAUGCAGCAGUAUUAUUGAUUUUGUCGCAUUUUAUGUUGUACAAUCACCUUCACCCAACACACAAACACACACACACAUGCACACACACUCACACACACUCACACACACACACACACACACAGAUUCUCACUCCGUUAUCCCAGGAAUCUUGAUUGCAGCAGUUGGAUUUAGUUCAUAGCCUGAGAUGCUCAAGAGGAAGAGAGUAAAAGACAGAGCACACAGGGAACGUGUGUGUGUGUGUGUGUGUGUGUUGUAACUCCUUCAUCCCUUUCUCUGUAAAAAAUCCUCCCAUCCUAAUGACCCACAGAGUGUGGUGUCUGCGUCUUGGUGUGUGAGAGCACUGCGAUGUCUCCAUAUCUGUGAAUUCCGCGAUUUUAUUACCGGACACCGAUGUUGCGAUAUCUCCAUACGUUAUCUCAUGAAUUAUCUGGAAUGACGUGAACUCAAGAGCAUGAUGUUGUACGUGAGACAUGAAUAUUAAGAUAUCUGGAGUGUGUGUGUGUGAAUAUCAUGAUAUCCUGUUCAUGAUAGUGUGUGAGGAUUUGGGAAUCUCGUUCAUGAACACGGCAGUAUCUGACGGUGUGUGAAGAUCAGGAUCGCUCUGAUUAAUUUGUUUUGCCCUCGUCCCAGUUGGUUGUCGCGGAAAAGUAGUUCCUGUUUGAUACGAAGGCCUGGCUCUGUGUGUGCCCUACAAUAUUUCGAGCGCCUAUGACAAUCAUCUGGAAAAGACACAAAAAAUCAUGAUUUCAUUUUCUUCCUUUCUGUCUGUCUUUCUUAUUUGGAAUCCUUCUUCCUCUUCUUCUUCUUCUUCUUCUUCUUCUUCUUCUUCUUCUUCUUCUUCUUCUUCCUCUUCUUCUUCUUCUUCCUCUUCUGCCUCUUCUUCUUCUUCCUCUUCUGCUUCUUCUUCUUCUUCUUCUUCUUCUUCUUCUUCUUCUUCCUCUUCUUCUUCUUCUUCUUCUUCUUCUUCUUCUUCUUCUUCUUCCUCUUCUGCCUCUUCUUCUUCUUCUUCCUCUUCUUCUUCUUCCUCUUCUUCUUCUUCUUCUUCUUCUUCUUCUUCUUCUUCUUCUUCCUCU